AUGACGAUCGCUCGAACUGUGUCGCCGGCGCUGGCAAUUGUCUUCAGGUUCCUGCGAUCUGACCGUGAUCUGACAGGAACACCGGGCACUGCUCACCACGUCCUCCCUAGCCGACUGUGUGGAGGUACGCUGACGCAUGCAGCCGCUCCCGCAGGUGGUGUUGAUGCCAUCGCGUCGAUGUCGCCCACGCCUGCAGUGCCCUUCUCCAAUGGCAGCACGGCUGCCCGUAUAGCCAUCAUUUUUUCUGAUGUUUGCUUUCUGUCUCUCCCCACAGGCGCCUCGUCGGGUAUCGGCGAAGGAACGGCGCUGUACUUCGCUUCUCUCGGCUGCUGGCUUUCGCUGACUGCAAGAAACAAGCAGUCUCUGGAGCGAGUUGCCAAGGAGUGCUGCGCCAAGGGGAUUCCCUGUGACAAGGUGAUCAUUGUACCUGGUGACAUAUCCGUGGAGAAGGACGUUGCUGCUGUGGUGGAGAAGACUGCAAAGCACUUUGGAAAAAUUGACAUUCUCGUAAACAAUGCUGGUAUGACCAUGCAAGGUACAAUUGAUAGCACUACGACGCAAGACUACAACCGCAUCUGGGACACAAACUUUCAGGGCCCGCUUUGCAUGAUGAAGAACGCUCUUCCAUACUUGCGUAAAACCAAAGGUAGCAUCGUGAAUAUCUCAAGUGUUGCGUCGACGAUUGUGGUCAAAGGUUUGACCCCUUACUGUUUGACCAAAGCGGCACUGGACCACCUGACACGAUGCGCUGCUUUAGAGAAUGCUUCCUUUGGAGUGCGUGUCAACACAAUCAACCCCGGUGUCAUCAGAACAACCUUGGCGUUAAAACCUGGAGAUAAUGUGGACGAAUACAUGGAGGCUAUGGAGAAAAAGACCGGUGCCGCUCAUGCUUUGGGAAGAACUGGGACGCCGGACGAGGUGGCGCGCUGCAUCGCCUUCCUGGCUUCGGACGACGCCUCGUUUGUCACGGGCAUAUCGAUGCCCGUAGACGGGGGCAUGCUGCUGAUGUCCUCCCUGUCGCAGGGCACCCCUUUUGAGUAGAAUAAGUGGACUGCGUAAGGGACAGAUUCGACACUCCGUCGAUGCUUGGUAAAACUGUAGCAGGCAAAAGGAACGAAUGACACAGCUAGUUUAGAAACAAUGCUUGUUUCCAAACAACAUGUAUACACGGUUCUUUGUGGGUGCAACAGCUUUACCAUGAAUAAUUACUAACUGACCGAGCCUUCAGUUACUCAGUCGAUGUCCGGGGGCUGAUUCGAUAAACACAGCUUUGCUAUUUGUCCGCUCUCGGCCUUUUGAUGUUUAAAGCGCGGAAUAAAGACCUAGGCUGCGUGCAGCGUA
Messenger RNA from Dermacentor andersoni, 1341 nucleotides. The record is from RefSeq and is a predicted model, not a curated record. Lineage: Eukaryota; Metazoa; Arthropoda; Arachnida; Ixodida; Ixodidae.